UUGAAUUACAAGUAAAUGGCAACACAUUGCUGGUUAACGUUGUGAAAAGUUUCUGGUCCUGUCUUUUUAACCUAUAUGUGUUAUUAUUUUAUAAUUGAUAAAUUAAGUAAAUUCGAAACUCAUUCAUGUAGCUGGUAAAUUAAUUUUCCUAUUGAUUUCUGUAACAGUACGGAUAUGAGUAAACGUUUACUUCAGAGAGGCCGUUAUCCUAAAGGCCCUGGUGUUAGUCACAUAAAUAACUCAAAUUCACAAUUUCCACCUCCAGCUCCAGUUUCACAACCAUCUCAACCUGGUGUGAGUUAUUUUGAUCCUUCUCAGCCUCCUCAGGUGUGGCCGCCUGAUCAAAACGCAUGGAACCAACAAUCGUAUGCUGCCACCACUAAUUAUCAACAAACAACUACAUCGAAUGCUCCACCUGUUUCUGAACCAGCAAAUUAUUGGUCCGGGGCACAAAUGUUUCCUAACACUAUGCAGGCUCCUUGGAAUGAAUCUUGGAAUUCUAAGCCAGAUAGUUCAGCAAAUAAUUCAGAGUACAUUUACCAACAGCCACCUGCAGUUCAGGCUGCUCAACAAUGGCAGCAAGCCCCUUAUAUGGCCACUGAUAAUCAAAGUUACUCUCAACCUCAAAUGGAAACUUAUAACUCACAGUUUCAACAGGGAUAUCAGUAUCCUCCAACUAAUGAAUACCAGCAUUCAAGUAAUGUUUCUAAUAAUCAGCCUGCUAAUAACUCUGAAUAUCAAUCUUCUAAUAAUCUUGUAAAUAACCUACCACCUACAAGUAGUUAUCAAUUUAACAAUUCCUCAGAAUUUCCCUCGGCGAAUAAUAAUUCUAUGCAACCGAGUAUGCCUUUACAAAACUGGGAAAACGGAACACUCCCACAUGUCACUAAACCCGAAGAACUGCCAUGGACCUAUAGCACGCCUCAAUAUAGUAAUCCACCUUUAAAUGAUUAUGCUCAAAUUCCUAAUUCUUCAGCCAAUGUACCUUGGCAUCCUUCUGUAAGUUCUAACCAAGAUGUUAGUUCAGAACACAAUAUUCAGAAUACACCACACAACUACUUACCCUUAGACUCUAAUAAUGUAUCUAAUCAGAUGCCCUUAGAAUCGGAGACAGUUGUACCUCAAACUAUAUCACAGCAAACAGAACAAACACAGAGUGAUGUAAAUAGUGGUAUGUCAAUGCAGCAAGAAUUUUGUGAUACAGACUAUAGUGCUAGUACAUUAUCUGCUUUUUUUCACCCAAGUGAUUUAGUUAAACCAGACAAUGAAAUACCCGAGGAUAGCAGAGAGGUGGUUUCUGAUGAUCUUCAGAAUAUUGAAUCAUCUAGUCAAGAAACUCAUUCUAUGGCUCUUGUUGGUGAAAAUGGCUCUGUUAAAACGUCAAGAGCUGCCUCAGAAGAAGGUAGCUUGGAAGGUACUUGUAGUAGCGGUUUUGUGCAGGAAGAAAGCCUCAAUGAUCCCGUUAAAGGAUCUUUUUCUAAUUCUCCAUCACCAUGCUUAACUGAAGAACCAGUUAAUCAAGAAGUCCCAGAGCCACCUGGAAGUAACUUAUCAAACUUAUCUGUUAAAGGCGAGAAGGACUCUGAUGAAUCUGGAGAAGAGCCACAAAAUCAACAAGUUCCUUCACAGUCUGGCCAAUCAUCCCGCUCUACUUCUGUUGAAAGAGAAAAAAUAGUAAUACGUCCUAGAGAAGAGAGUCCAUUUAAGCCCCCUAAGACAAAUAGUUCAAAAAGUAUUGUAGUCCAAAAAGAAACAUCUGUGAGUCCUGUUGAAACAAAAAUUCCAGAAGACAAAACAGUUGUUCAAGAAGUGAAUCUUGAAACGUUCCCCGACAAUUUGGAAAGACCAUCUGAUUAUGAAGAACUUAGGAAACAGUCUCCCUUGUAUGCUCAUAAAAGACAUCUAAGGCAAGAAUUAAAUAGUUCACCUAGUUCAUUGUUAUGUGAUAAUCCUGACAUUCCAUGUGUAACUCUUGCACCAGCUGCCCCUCCCAUAUCUUCUGCAAAAUCAGAUAAAUCUGAAUCGUCUUCAGAUUCAAGAUCUGAUGGAUUGUCUCUACGUAGCUCCAAUUUGUCUCUUUAUAAUUUGCAAGAGUCUUUACCCAAGGCUUCAUCUUCUGACAAAAUUAGUAAAGUAGAACGACCUGAAUUAUUGCAGCAGAACAAACAACCCUUAAUAAUGCAGCAGGCUAUACCCCCAAACUCCGAAAAUCCGUUAUAUUCCUACAACAACUCUCUGCCCAAGACAAAAGAUAAUGAUUUGCAUAACCUUGGAAAUUCUGUUUCUCAACCUCCUAUGCUCUUAAAAGAUUCAAAAAUUAGUAGCAAAACUCAUAUCAAUGAAAAGCCACAAGAAUAUGAUCAAAGAUCAUCAUCUGCUGAUUAUCAAAGACCAUCUGCCAGGAAAGAUGAAAUGCCUCAUGCAAGUAAACAUGAUACUAGGUAUAGUAGCCAAAGAGAAUUGAGAUUUAAUGAUCGAGAUCCUAAGCAUGAUAAUUUCAAAGAUGAUGGAUAUGAUGAAUCUAGUGGUAUUGGUGGUGCUAAGAAUCCUAUGUUCGAUAAUAGCAGAGAUCCCAAGCAUAGUAAGAGUAGCGAUCCUAUCAAUAGAGAUCCUAGAUAUGAUACCAAGGAUCCCAGAUAUGAUGCCAGAGAUCCUAGGUAUGAUAAUACCAGAGAUCCUAGAUAUGAUAACACCAAGGAUCCUAGAUAUAAUAAUAACAAAGAUCCUAGGUAUGAUAAUAAUAGAGAUCCUAGGUACGAUAAUAGAGAUCCUAGGUAUGAUAGAGAUCCCAGGUAUGACAAUAGUAAAGAAUCAAGAUAUAACAAUCAGAGAGAUCCAAAAGAUAGCAGACAAAGGUUUGCUGAUCAGAAGUAUUAUAGUUAUGAUGAACGGCAAUACUAUUCAGAUAGAGAGAGCUCCAGGCCCUCUAGUAGAAAUUCAGCAAGAGAUGAAUAUCCAUAUCAACCAAGAACUGAGGAUUAUCCUUAUCAACCAAAUAGAGGUGAUCCUAGGCAUAGUGAAUAUCCACCUCGUCCAUCUUCUAGAAUGAGCGAGUCUGAUUUGAAUCGUAAAACUGGGCAGUACGAAGAUUAUUAUCGCCAAGGGUACCAGCAGUAUCAACCGGAAGCAUAUCCGAGGGACCAGAGGGUUUCAGGUCCUUAUCAGCGACCUCAGCAAAAAGGUUAUGAAUAUGAUUCUUAUCAGCGAGAUAUGUAUUAUGCUUCAUAUUAUGAUGCUUAUCAACGUUAUGCAUAUAAUAAUUUCAACUAUGGCUUUUAUGAUGAGCUUUACAGAAAUGAUCCGAGAAGUGAUACAAGAAGUGAUACUAGAUAUCGACAAUAUCGUGAAGCUCAAGAACAGUACAGACAGUAUUAUGCAAAGCAAGGUUACGAUGAGUAUGAACGAUCAAGUAUUCAUUCUGGUCGUAGUUCAGCAAAUGAGUUGGCUAAAGAUAUGACUGCUGGGCAAUUUCAAGAGCAAGAUAUUGAUUCAAAUGAAUCUGAAUUUUCAACCUUUAACCUUCAACCAAACUACUCUUAUAAUGAUGGUCAGAAUGAUGUAUCAACUGCAGAAGCUGAUCUAACAUCCACUCCGUCAUCGCGACUAACACCUGUGAAAUUUUCAUACCCUCAUCCAAUUGCUCGAUUUUCUCCUGGAGGCUUGCUUAUUACAACAAUUCCUAGUCACAUUAGUGCUGCAACAAUUAUGCCAGUUCGAAUUCACAAUUUACAGGAUAUCAUGGAAGGAGAAGAAUCUUUUGAAGAACUUAAAAACCACCAGGGUCCUUUAGUACGGGGUUCUACUCAUAAAAAUGAUGUAAUAGAGUUCUGCACUCAAAGAAUUAAAGUAGUAAAAGAAAAAGAAGAUAUAGUAGACAGAGAUUCCUAUGUUUUGCUAUGGGAGUUAAUGGUUCUUUUAUUAAGGCAAAAUGGAUCUGUUGCUGGCAGUGAUAUUGCUGAACUUUUGCUGAAAGAUCAUGAAAUUUUGCGUCCUACCCCUGUUCCAUUGAAACAUCCAUUAGACGCAGCAUUAGGUGAACAACAUUCCCCUGCAGAUGUUAAUGAUUCUUCCAGCCAAUCUCAUGCUGGUGAUACAUCUUCUCCAGAUGAAGGAAUAGUUGUAUUGCACGACAGAACUAUUUUAAAUAAUUCUCGAUCUGUAGAUGUUGAUAAAAUCACACGGAAAUUCCAAGAAUUCCUACUGUUUGGACAUAAAAAGGAUGCUUUAGAAUGGGCCAUGAAACAUGGUUUGUGGGGUCAUGCCUUAUUUCUUGCCUCUAAAAUGGAUGUUAGGACAUAUGCGAAUGUCAUGACACGAUUUGCUAAUUCUCUAGCCUUAAAUGACCCUCUUCAAACCUUAUAUCAAUUGAUGUCUGGUAGACAACCUUUAGCUGUCACUGCUCUCAUUAUGAAUGCUGCAGAUAAAAAAUGGGGAGAUUGGCGACCACAUUUGGCAAUGAUUUUAUCAAAUCCCUCAUCGCAUCCAGAAGUUGAUUCUAGAAGCAUUACUACACUUGGUGAUACACUAGUUAGUAAAGGAUGUCUUUGUGCUGCUCACUUUUGCUACAUAAUGGCUCAAGUAGAAUUUGGAACCUUUGAACAAAAAAAUAGCAAGCUUGUUUUGCUCACAGCUGAUCACAUGUUAUCGUUUGAAGAAUUUGCUAGUAAUGAAGCCAUACAAUGUACUGAAAUUUAUGAAUAUGCUCAAAGUUUGGCAAAUCCUAGUUUUGUGUUACCUCAUCUACAGUUCUACAAAUUUUUGUAUGCUUUGCGCCUUGUUGAACAUGGACUUAUUGAGGAGGCUCUUCAUUAUUGUGAAAUUAUAUCCUACAAGCUUCAAGCUCACCCACACAUGUUUCAGUAUGACUUUAUUUCAGAAGUAUUUAAGUUAGCAACUCAGUUAAAGUAUCAUGACCCACAUUUCUUGAGAGGUCAAGGAGAAUUUGAAGACCAAGACGAUCCCGACUGGUUAAAGAAUUUAACUGCCUUAAUACAAAAUUUCAAUAAUAUAUCAUCUACUCCUGUUGACAGUUUUACAAAUUCUUAUGUUGAGCCACAAUCUGAAGCUAAUCAAAACUUCAAUGCUGAUCUUCAACAGUUUGUACCUCCGGCCGAUCAAAAUUUACAUCAGUCUCAAAAUAUCACAAACUCUGGAGUUCAAAGUGAUACUAGUAGCUCACAUACUCAUCUAAAUUAUUACCAGCCAAACAAUUGGAGUCAGCAGAAUAACAACAUUGUAAAUUCAAGUUAUGCUGCAAGUAGUGCAAUUGAUAAUACAGGUUACUACAAUCAAAGUGAUGUUAUGAGCAGCCAAGGAAGCUUUCGUCGAGAAAAUAGUAUUCCAAGUCACGAAGAGAAUGAAACUACGGAUGUUCCUUCAUCUCCGGUUACUCAAACUCCUCCCUUUGAUUAUUACUCUGGGGCUACUCAACAGGUACUUUAUUUUACUAAAAAAAUUUUUAUUUGAGUACUAAAGUAAGUUUUUGGUACCAAACCUACAGACUUUGUCCCAGGGUUGCUACAACCUAUUUAUUAACAAAGGGGAAGGGCAACUUUGCACCAGAACAAAUAUUUUUCCAGAAUUUUUUACAUUCUGCUCCAAAAGAUGAAUUUGAGGGAAUGUGUUCUAGUUAGUGAUCUUCCUUUUCGCUGCUUUCCUCGUAUUCUUGAAAAUGUUAUUUUUGCUGUGAACUCAUGUGUAAAUAAAUUAUCCGGCUAUCUAAUACAAAGA
Molecule: messenger RNA, 5730 nt
Organism: Parasteatoda tepidariorum (common house spider)
Lineage: Eukaryota; Metazoa; Arthropoda; Arachnida; Araneae; Theridiidae
Source: RefSeq, a predicted model, not a curated record